Molecule: messenger RNA, 921 nt
Organism: Salvia splendens (bonfire salvia)
Lineage: Eukaryota; Viridiplantae; Streptophyta; Magnoliopsida; Lamiales; Lamiaceae
Exons: 7
Coding region: 80-796 (238 amino acids)
Source: RefSeq, a predicted model, not a curated record
UUUCUUUCUCUCAUCUAUCGCAAUCUCUUUUUAUCUCUCUGUGUCUCUACAACAACCAUGUAGCUCAUCUAAGAUAUCCAUGGCCAUCACUAAAAUCCAAUCCCCAUUUGGGCCCCAUCGUUUUCAAGAAAUCAUCACAUUAACGAGGAAGAGAAAUGGAGUGAAGAAAGUGAGUGUGAAGUUGUCAACCACAAAUGUUAAGAAAGCAAAUCUUUUUGCAGCCAGGAAGGAGAGAAUAAAGAUUCCUAAUUAUAGUGAUGCUGAAAAUAGCAAUUAUCACAUAAGUCAAUUUUUCAGCCAUCCAUCUGGGAUUGAAGCCAUCUUGAAUUUAAAGGCCUUGCAGAGUUAUCAAUCCCUUGAUUCCAAUUUGUAUAGGUGCAUCCUACCACAGAUUAAGCUUCUUAAUUUUGAGGUUGCGCCAGUUAUCGACUUACAAGUAACAUCAACUGCUCAAGAAUGUUUAGUCGAGAUGAUAUCGUGCAAGUUUGAGGGUUCUGAUGCGGUGGAACGCCAGAACGAGCGCUUCUCAGCUUCUAUGCAGAACAACUUGAAAUGGGAAACCGUUGCUUCUGAACAAUUUCUGGAUGUUGAUGUCAGAUUAGAUCUUGUCCUUGAGAUAUACACCCAGCCAUUUGCUAUGCUGCCCCCAUCAACGGUUGAGGGUCCGGGAAAUAUAAUGAUGCAAGCUCUGGUGGAUCAACUGGUGCCAUUGCUUCUACAACAACUGGUGCAAGAUUACGAAGAAUGGGUUUCACAACAACGCAAGAGCAAGAGCAAGAGCAAGAUCCUUCACUAAUAAAAUCACUUGGGAUGGCUCGUGUAAUGGUUACACCAAACGCACAUAACGACAUUGUCUUUAUGGCUCGAAAUCUAAAAUGUGUACUUUUCUAAGCCUUGAUAUAAAUUAAACCUUGUUGUCAA